Molecule: messenger RNA, 277 nt
Organism: Saprolegnia parasitica CBS 223.65
Lineage: Eukaryota; Oomycota; Saprolegniomycetes; Saprolegniales; Saprolegniaceae
Exons: 1
Biological process (GO): proteolysis
Molecular function (GO): cysteine-type peptidase activity
Source: RefSeq, a predicted model, not a curated record
GCUUGUCGUUGGCUACGGCACCGAGUCCGUCGACGAUGGCACCACGUCGGUCGGCUUCUUCAAGGUCCGAAACGCGUGGGGCGCCAACUGGGGCGAGCACGGCCACAUUCGACUCGAAGGCGGGCUCAACCGCGAGCCCGGCACGCGCAAACUCGCCAUGUACGUGGCCUUCUCGAUGCUGCCGUCGCCAAGAGGCGUCGAUGCAACGCCAAAACAACGGUCCCGCGCACGACCCGCCACGUGCGUGCCGAUCGACGUCGAGAACGCGGCAACUUGA